Annulohypoxylon truncatum is the source of this 1572-nucleotide messenger RNA. RefSeq lists its product as uncharacterized. Bases 1 to 1572 code for a protein of 523 amino acids. The transcript has 2 exons. Gene Ontology annotation, biological process: Golgi to plasma membrane protein transport. Gene Ontology annotation, cellular component: trans-Golgi network. The record is from RefSeq and is a predicted model, not a curated record. Lineage: Eukaryota; Fungi; Ascomycota; Sordariomycetes; Xylariales; Hypoxylaceae.
AUGUCUCUAUUUACGGCAGCUCUCCAUCCUAAUGUCGGGCUAGGGUUCCUUGUGCUUGGUGCUUCGCUUCACGAUAUCCUGACACGUCUUAAGGCCGAACCUCAACGUUUCCCCAAGCUGGACCUAACCUACUCUGCAACCCAGCCUGUUACGGAUCCCGUCGUCCUAGCCCUCCCCGCAAACGGUAUACAAUUACGCUUUGAUGGCCCUGAGCAGCGACUCCGUCUCAUUGAAGUCAUCGACUUCACCAAGAAUCGCAUCACCUACCAAGAAAAAGAUAUUGCCAAACCCCCACAAGGAACGUUGGGGUCUCCUAGGUUAGGUGGAGAUGCUACGACAGGCCCAGCAUUUAAGAAUAUCUAUCACCGCCUGUUUGGUCCGACAUAUGCUGGAGAAUAUAUUCCUCCAACUGACACAGGGAAUAGCAAUGCUGUGGGAACGUAUAUCUUGUCAUAUCCUGGCGUAGCAUUCAGCUUCCCAUUGCCGAAGUCAGCUUAUUCUCCAAAUAAAGACGUGGUGUCCUUGCUGUCUUCAUCUGCAAGUCAAACAGCCAGCUCUGUUGCGGUAUUCAGCGGGAAAUCUUGGGCUCAUGCUCGAGAGACACUUUGGGAUGAGAUUCUCCCCAGUGUUAAAUCGACAUUUCUGUUCAGUAAGAGUAAGGAGGUCGUCCCUGAUGAAAUAUCCCUAGUCAAGAUACACGGUGGUGGCAGGCUUCAGCUAUUCAAGAAAUGGACAAACUCGUCAGUCUGGAUUAACCUGGGAGAGACCACGCCGCAAGAUCUAGUGGCAGAACUUGGCCCGCCCGACGCCAUAUAUCGAAAGAACGACCAGAGGAUGUAUAUUCACAAGACGCGCACUGCAAGCCAUAGCAGGUCGAGGUCUAACGGCGGCGACUACAGGCGCCCCGACGAUCUAACCGACACUGACCAAUCUUCAGCCCACACUGGAUCCGACGACUCCGAAGAUGAGGCUAUCGAGGACGAAUUUAUUGGCAACGUAUCGGGAGAAUGCUUUUACAAUUACUUUUACUUGGGAUUUGAUAUUUUGGUUUCGCCACCUCAACCUGCUUCGCGGACACCACCGUCUCAGAUUUCCGGCAUGAAUGGAAAAGAAGUCCCCGGAGCGAACCCAUUCAAAAAUGGUACCGCGGAUCGAUUGGUGGCCACCAAGAUGGUUCUUCAUGCGAAUGUCCCGGGUUCGUACCCGUUCAAUCGACACAGGCGCUGCCGUUGGGAGAUCCAAUAUCUCGCAACUGAUGAUUCGUCCAAUAUCUUAAACUCGGAAACCUUGUUUGACGAGAUCGAGGAGCGGCUGAGGGAGGAGUGGAAAAGCACGUAUUCAUCAGAGGAAGAUGCUAAGAGACGCCAACGGGGGAUGGUGCUGAACAGAGGAUGGGGAGAUAGCCCCGGUAGCAGCUGCGAAUUUCUUGGAGGCUGGGAGGAUAGUAGUGGAGGAGUCGCCGCGAAGAAGUUUGACGGAAGCGAAGAUUCCACGACUACACUAUACGGAUUCCCGGGGAUGGUUUUCGAGGUUUUGAAGAAUGGGUUUGUUAGCGCGGUUACGGUUUACUAA